UACGAAGCAGACCUUGAAAAUUUGAAUUUCUGUGACAAAAUUCUUUCGAAUUGUCUCAGUGUUCCAUCUUCACAAGUUCAGCAAUGGAGAAUCCGGUUAAAGAGAUAAUUGAGAAGCAAGUGUUGACGGUAGCGAAGGCCGUGGAGGAUAAGCUCGAUGAAGAGAUUGCGGCAUUAGAUCGGCUAGAUCUCGAUGAUAUAGAGGUGUUGAGGGAGCGCAGACUGCAGCAGAUGAAGAAAAUGGCGGAGAAGCGGAGCCGGUGGAUGUCUCUCGGCCACGGAGAGUAUUCGGAGAUUCAGUCCGAGAAAGAUUUCUUCUCCGUAGUUAAGGCUAGUGAGCGAGUUGUCUGCCAUUUCUACCGCGAGAAUUGGCCUUGCAAGGUUGUGGAUAAGCAUUUGAGUAUAUUGGCAAAACAGCAUAUAGAGACACGCUUUGUUAAAAUUCAUGCAGAGAAAAGUCCAUACUUGGCCGAGAAGCUGAGGAUUGUUGUUCUCCCAACACUUGCCCUCGUAAAAAAUGCUAAAGUGGAGGAUUAUGUGGUUGGAUUUGAUGAGCUUGGCGGAAGAGACGAUUUUAGCACAGAGGAACUAGAAGAGAGGUUAGCCAAAGCUGAAGUUAUCCAUUUUGAGGGUGAAUCGUCUUUGCGUGCAUCAAAACUUAAAUCGCAAUCUAGGAGUGUACGCCAAAGCUCAAAUGCAGACUCAUCUGACUCAGAGUAAAUGGUGAAUGAAAAAUUGCUGCAUAGUUGAUCAUGAAAGAUCCCAAGACCUGUUUCCCAGAACAACUACAGUACCAAUUUAGGUAUGUGUGAUUUAUUUUGAGGUGUGAGCAUGGAUAGGAAAAUGAUAUUGUUGUAAUGACAAUCCAACUAUUUAAACCGCAUUUAUAGAGAAAUAUGUAAACCUUGUUUACUUCAA
Ipomoea triloba (trilobed morning glory) is the source of this 917-nucleotide messenger RNA. Its product is annotated as thioredoxin domain-containing protein 9 homolog. The transcript is spliced from 4 exons. Gene Ontology annotation, cellular component: cytoplasm. The record is from RefSeq and is a predicted model, not a curated record. Gene Ontology annotation, biological process: microtubule cytoskeleton organization. The coding region runs from base 84 to 719 and encodes 211 amino acids. NCBI's taxonomy places the organism in Eukaryota, Viridiplantae, Streptophyta, Magnoliopsida, Solanales, Convolvulaceae.